Molecule: messenger RNA, 2579 nt
Organism: Scleropages formosus (Asian bonytongue)
Lineage: Eukaryota; Metazoa; Chordata; Actinopteri; Osteoglossiformes; Osteoglossidae
Gene: fech
Product: ferrochelatase
Exons: 11
Coding region: 258-1496 (412 amino acids)
Biological process (GO): heme biosynthetic process
Cellular component (GO): mitochondrion
Molecular function (GO): protoporphyrin ferrochelatase activity
Source: RefSeq, a predicted model, not a curated record
UGGACCUCCGCUGUGGGCGGGGCCCCGUCCGGCGUCGGCAGCGCGAGGCGCGGAAGCGACCAGUUCUGAGGCAGCGCGCGCCGGAACGCUCGCCUGUCUCGAGUCGCUGACCGUCGGAGGGGAAGCAGCGCGUGAGAGAGCCGCCCGCGAAAGGGAGACGCGCAAGUGCCUACAUAACGCUCCUUCACAGCAAGAGGAACUACUUUACUUACUUCCCUCACGCGCGGAGGACCAUUUUACCCACGCACAGUAUCAUCAUGGCAGUCAUGGGGAGCGUUGCGCGGCUCUUCCACUUUAUCAGAUACAGCAGUACCAUAAACCAUAGUUUGAAUGUGCCGUUCAGAUGGCGGUCAACAGCAGCUGCUGCAGCCAUUGCCAAGCCAUCCACACAGCAUGACCCUCAGUCACAGGAAAAUAGAAAACCCAAAACAGGAAUUCUUAUGCUCAAUAUGGGUGGCCCUGAGAAAUUGGAUGAUGUCCAUGAUUUCCUCUUCCGGCUUUUCAUGGACAGAGAUCUCAUGACACUUCCUGUACAAAAUAAGUUGGGGCCAUUUAUUGCAAAGCGACGUACUCCUAAAAUUCAGGAGCAGUACAGCAAGAUUGGAGGUGGCUCCCCUAUUAAAAAGUGGACUACUAUGCAGGGUGAGGGGAUGGUGAAGCUCCUGGAUGAGAUGUCCCGUGAAACUGCGCCGCACAAGUUCUACAUUGGGUUCCGGUACGUGCAUCCGCUGACGGAGAGUGCCAUUGAGGAGAUGGAGCGGGAUGGAGUGGAGAGAGCAGUUGCGUUCACACAGUAUCCCCAGUAUAGCUGCUCAACCACAGGCAGCAGCCUGAAUGCCAUCUACCGUUAUUAUAGUGACAGAGGAGAAAGGCCCAAGAUGCGCUGGAGUGUGAUAGACAGGUGGCCAACUCACCCAUUGCUCAUUGAGUGCUUUGCACAACAUGUCCUCAAUGAACUUGAAAAGUUCCCGGCAGAAAAAAGAGACGAUGUUGUGAUUCUCUUCUCUGCGCAUUCAUUACCCAUGUCUGUGGUCAACCGAGGUGACCCCUAUCCUCAAGAAGUGGGGGCGACUGUUCAGAGGGUGAUGGAGAGACUGCAACAUUGUAACCCCUACCGCCUGGUGUGGCAGUCCAAGGUAGGACCCAUGCCCUGGCUUGGCCCUCAGACAGACGAAGUCAUCAAGGGUCUCUGCCAGCGGGGGAAGAAGAAUAUCUUGCUGGUUCCUAUAGCCUUCACCAGCGAUCAUAUUGAGACUCUACAUGAGCUGGACAUUGAGUACUCCCAAGUACUUGGGGAAGAGUGUGGGGUGGAAAAUAUCAGAAGAGCGGAGUCAUUAAAUGGAAACCCUCUGUUCUUUAAGGCUCUGGCAGACCUGGUACACUCGCACCUGAGAUCCAAUGAGCCCUGCUCCCGACAGUUGACCCUGCGAUGCCCGCUUUGUGUCAACCCCACCUGCGGACAAGCUAAGGCCUUCUUUGCCAACCAGAAGCUCUGAGUGCAUCAUCCUUAUUUCAAAUAGAUGUGGAAGUAAGGCAAAAUAAGAGGUUUAAACAUUUCUUUCACCUUUCAAGACACUGGUUUAACUCUUAAAGCCUUGGCUCCACAUAAUGACUCUUACCACUUACAUUCCAGCAUGUCUAUGGAAAGUGCAUCCCACCGUGCUGAAGACCAGAAAGAUCGAAUGAAUAAUUUCAUAUCCUCACUGUGCAAAGAGACAAUGUCAGGGUGUUAAAUGGAGCAGUGUUUUGUCUUUUCCUGCUUUUGGGCUUCCCUCAUCUGAGAUAUACACUGGUGUGUUCAACUGGCCAGAUGAGCUUUAGCUUCCAUAAGUUCAGUUCUUUGGAUCUGCUAAUGUACUAUUGUCCAAAUGUUUUGGCAAAAGAAACACAGCAGAGAAUGUUUUUGUGCAAAGGCAAAAUCAGCUAACAAUGAAAUAAAUUUACUAAUGUUUUGUUUGUUUUCAAAGUAACUUGCAUUUAUUUUUUUCUUGCAAAAUGUCCUACAGCUGCUGUCAAACAGCAUUUAUUUAUAUCUGAUUGUUGCCUAAUUUUUGCUUACUUGUUUUGAAGUUUGUCUCCCUGUUGUAACUGGGUUUACAUCCAUUACCAGUGUUUGCAGGUGCUAAACAGACUCCAGUUCAGCUCAUGCUCUCUUGUACUGGUGGUCCUCUGCUGUGGACCUUGAACAUUUUGCUGCAGUUUAGCCUGCGUUGCCUCUUAAGCUCAGCUUCAUCCCUUCACUAUUGCACUAAAACAAAGUGGAUUAAAGGUAUAAAUGCAUUUAUCUCAUGGAUGGAAAAAGCAUGCUUUAUACGUGGUUAAAAAUGUUGUCAAGGGAUGCUAGCAGGGUUCAUUUUGUUAGUACCACUUCCAUGUUAUGGGAGUCGCAUAUGGCGUAAAGAAAAAAGUUGUCAUGCUGGAAACAUGGUUUGUGUAUAUGUUAGCAGCUGUGAUAUGCUCAAAAUGUCAGUUGGAAAUAACAUGUCUUUUGUAUUAGCUGUCAGCUGAGCCGUUAAGUGUGUGUGUAUAUAUAGCCUUAAUGGGGGGGUUCAACAAAGUCUUCCUUCAAUAAAACAUGA